Molecule: messenger RNA, 2616 nt
Organism: Photinus pyralis (common eastern firefly)
Lineage: Eukaryota; Metazoa; Arthropoda; Insecta; Coleoptera; Lampyridae
Product: mast/stem cell growth factor receptor Kit-like
Exons: 17
Coding region: 235-2499 (754 amino acids)
Biological process (GO): protein phosphorylation; multicellular organism development; positive regulation of kinase activity
Cellular component (GO): signaling receptor complex
Molecular function (GO): transmembrane receptor protein tyrosine kinase activity; ATP binding
Source: RefSeq, a predicted model, not a curated record
UUACCUACCUAGAUUAACAUUCCAAUAUUGGCUUACUAUUGUGAUAACAACAGAUGAGCGAAAAAAAACAUAUUAAAAAAUUAUCAUCCUGCCAUUUGGAAUAUUACCUACUUCCGAUUUGUUCAUGUUUUUUCAAACAAAAGUGUGUGCGCAAGUUAAUAUCCACAAACAUCAAAAAGUAUAUGAUACCUACAUCUUCGAAUGUAAAGAAAAUAGAUCAUCCUUACGGUGGGCAUGCAAACAAUGGAGAUGCGACAGACGUGGGACAGAUUCAGGGAAAACGCGCGGUUUUUCUGGGAAAGUUACAUCGCCGUCAGUAUCAUGCGGAACUGCAUCGUAUUGGUAUUUGUGCUGACGGUUGUAAACAGUUCUAAUACACAGAUUACAGGAGCAGUUGGAACUACAAGAGUACCAUCAUUUAUCACUCCAGACCCAAAUGAUUCAAAAAACAAAAACGAAGAAAAUGGAGAUACGGAAGGUGGCGUGUCGAACAUUCAAAUUGAACCCGAAUAUAAUUCCACGAGAAAUAAAAUAAUCCUAAAUGUUUCUUGGGACAAACCAUCAAACGAGUCCUCUGUUCGAUAUUAUGAUUUUAAAAUCACCCCCAAUUCAACUUACCAGGAAUGCAACCAUGACGAGUUUAAAAUAACAAAAAGGAACAAGACAUGGACCAGCAUGCGUUUACCACCAGACCUCUACAGGUACGAAAUCUUCCCUGGUUGUACAUACAUAAUUAGUGUUAUAACCGGUCGUGAUAAGAACCGACGAUUCCAAGACGAUAUUCUCUAUACCCUUCCAGAAUGCGUCGGUAACAAAUGUUCUUGCAUACAUUUAAGUCCUCACGUAAACAACCUAUCAGUGAACGAAUUCAAUCCAGGAAGCAUAAACAUUUCCUGGGAGAUUAACCGCGAAGGAUCUAACGAGACAAUUUUCAAUAUUACAAGAAUAUUACUCGAGUAUCGAUCAAAAGCUGAUCGCGUGCCCUUCAACAAAUUAGCAACUGUAGAUACCGUCGACGAUGAUUAUUUUAUUCAAAGAGAAGGGUACAAAUUAUUUACACCUGGAGAGCUAUACGAGAUACAAGCCACGUUUUACAAUACCUUUGAAUGCAAAGUAAUCAAUUACACGAAUUUCAGUUUGGCUGCACUGGAAGUGUUACAAGAUACAACAUUAAAAGGAUUCUCAUGGGAAAUUAUCUUAUUAAUAGCAUGUUCUUCAUUGACGAUUCUUUUGUUUGGAUCUUACAUUAUCAGAAGAAAUAGAUUAAUAUUAAAGGAGAUCAUUUGUCAUACCUUCUCUUUGCGGUUUGCAAGAACUGAAAAUUAUGCAGAUAAAAGUCCUGCCGCGUAUAUCAUUAUACCAACUGCAGUGAAAAGAGAAGAGGAGACGAAUCCCUUAUAUAUUGAAAAAGAAAUUUUGGAUGGAACCGUAGAUCAGUUUGAACUUCCGAGAGCAAGGAUUAAGUUUCUCAAAUAUCUUAAAGGUGGUGAAUUCGGUCAAGUAUUCCUAGCGAAAGUGUUAAACAUUGACAACAAGCCAGGAUAUUCGACAACUGCCAUAAAGUCUAUCAGGGAAGGUGCACCUGAUGAUGAAAAAGCAGCCUUUAUAAUGGAGAUAGACAUUGUUAAGAAACUUGGGGAGCAUCCGAACAUCGUGAAAAUAUUCGGAUGCUGUCAAUUGCAAGAGCCGUAUCUAAUAAUUAUGGAGUACAUUCCGUGCGGAGAUUUGCGUAAUUAUCUAAUCGACUUGCGAGAAAAGUGGAAGCAGCAAAACAAGGAUGAACGAUCGCCCAUGUUUUCAGAAACGAACAGCGCGGCGUAUAUCUUUCCCAAUGUGCCAAGGAGCCAGAAGAAGUCCGAGGCAUUAUCGUUACCAGAAACCGAGUAUUCAAAUUUGAGCAGUGAUGGGAAUCCCACUCCCACUGACUGUUAUCUUGCGAAAGUCGAAAGUAGCCUAGAUAAUAACGAAUUACAACACUUUGCGCUACAAAUAGCAAGAGGCAUGGAACACCUCGAAAGCAUGGGAAUAGUUCACAGAGAUUUAGCAGCUCGCAAUAUUUUAAUUAACGAAUUUCGAACACUCAAAAUUACCGAUUUCGGAAUGUCUAGAAUGAGCCCCUAUGUGAGCGGUAUACGUGAUAAAGUGCCUUUACGGUGGGUGGCACUUGAGGCAAUUGAAAAUCAAUAUUACGACAGCAGGAGCGACGUGUGGUCAUUUGCUGUCGUUCUCUGGGAAAUUGGCACCUUAGGCGCCUUUCCCUAUGGAAAUGUCGCAGAUGCGAAAAUAGUGACAUACUUACAAAGUGGAGAACGAUUGGAGAGACCCGAAGUGUGUACGGACGAGUUAUACUCUCUUAUGCUGAGAUGUUGGUCAAGAGCAACACAGCUGAGGCCUUCGUUUCAGGAAUUAGUUCACCUGCUAGACUCCAGAAAGAAACACAUAUAUGUAGACUUCGGGCAGUUAAAUCCUUUAUAUAUGUUUCCUCCUACCAAAGAGUAGAUUAUUAUAGUAAUGUACAGUCGCUAAUAAGAAAUCUGUGAUAUUAAAAUAUUAGGAAAGACAAAUAGUACAAAAGGAAGUACAACACAGUACUACAAAUAAAGUAAUUCAGUAUUC